AUGGUGCUUCCACCACCAGACAAGCGCCACGUGUGCCUGACCACGGUAGUGAUCAUGAGCAGCAUGGCCUUCAUGGAUGCCUACCUGGUGGAGCAGAGCCAGGGCCCCAGGAAGAUCGGUGUGUGCAUCAUUGUGCUGGUGGGGGACGUGUGCUUCCUGCUGGUCCUGCGCUAUGUGGCCGUGUGGGUCGGGGCUGAGGUGCGCACUGCCAAGCGUGGCUAUGCCAUGAUCCUCUGGUUUCUCUAUAUCUUCGUGCUACAGAUUAAGCUCUACUUCAUUUUCCAGAACUACAAAGCCGCCAGGCGCGGUGCGGCCGAUCCCGUGGCGCGCAAGGCGCUGACGCUCCUGCUGUCGGUGUGUGUGCCAGGCCUCUUCCUGCUGCUCGUGGCCCUAGACAGCAUGGAGUACGUUCGCACUUUCCGCAAAAAGGAGGACCUGCGUGGCCGCCUCUUCUGGGUGGCCUUGGACCUGCUCGAUCUGCUGGACAUUCAGGCAAACCUGUGGGAGCCUCCGCGCACAGGGCUGCCCCUCUGGGCUGAGGGCCUUAUGUUUUUCUACUGCUACAUGUUGCUACUUAUCCUGCCUUGUGUGUCCCUCAGUGAGAUCAGCAUGCAGGGGGAGCACAUUUCCCCCCAGAAGAUGAUGCUCUACCCUGUGCUCAGUCUGGUCACCGUCAAUGUGGUCACUGUCCUGGUGCGUGCGGCCAAUAUGGUGCUCUUCCACGACAGUCGCGUCUCGACUAUCUUCAUUGGCAAGAACGUGGUGGCUCUGGCUACCAAGACCUGUACCUUCCUGGAGUACCGACGCCAGGUUCGCGACUUCCCACCCCCUCACGGGGCUCUCGCCCUGGAAUUGCAACCGCCUCAACCCCCCCCACCCCAACUGCUGCACAACUCAGUGCCUCAUGCGCCCCCCAUUCAUAGUGGCCCUGGUGCCCCCCACGGGCCUUCCCCUACUCGGGACACACUGGACACGUGA
This is a messenger RNA of Gracilinanus agilis (Agile Gracile Mouse Opossum), 978 nucleotides long. It is a transcript of the gene TMEM121, whose product is annotated as transmembrane protein 121. Lineage: Eukaryota; Metazoa; Chordata; Mammalia; Didelphimorphia; Didelphidae. The record is from RefSeq and is a predicted model, not a curated record. The transcript has a single exon. The coding region runs from base 1 to 978 and encodes 325 amino acids.